Raphanus sativus (radish) is the source of this 1756-nucleotide messenger RNA. RefSeq lists its product as uncharacterized. The transcript has a single exon. NCBI's taxonomy places the organism in Eukaryota, Viridiplantae, Streptophyta, Magnoliopsida, Brassicales, Brassicaceae. The record is from RefSeq and is a predicted model, not a curated record. The coding region runs from base 233 to 1573 and encodes 446 amino acids.
GAAUUGAAUAUUAUCAACAAAAAACGACCGAACUAGUAAAUUCUCUGGUCUCCAUCUUCUCUCUUUGGUUCACACGCAAACACUCAUAUAUAUAACACAUAAGCACACUGUCACUAAUGCUUCUCUCUCUGUCUCUCCCCCCUUUUUCUAUAUAUUGACAAGCUUGUGAUCUAUACUCUCAAGAUCUGUCUGAACCGUGAGUGGAUUCCUAGGAGGUUUUCAGAGAGAAAUAAUGGCUCCACUAAAGUACUUGUGUUUUAGAAAGAUACUGUUGUUGUUGUUGCUCUUUUUCAUUCUCUUUUCUUGUUCUUCUUUCUUUGUUACUUUUGCCUCAUCAGAGGCUUCUGUUGACGGUGAGCUACAACAAACACAAUCCUUAGAUCUACAUUUUAGAGUGAGAAGAUUGUUGGUGAAAGAUCUAGAAACAGGUGAUGAUGUUGAAGAAACUAGUCCUCCUGCUCGCAAGAAGAAGAAGCUUACUGAUUCUGUUUCAUCAACACCAGCUGGUACUAAGAAGAAUCAAACCAAGCUCAUUAAACCAAUCUCUUCUUCCACCAAGAACCAGACUAAACUCGCCAAGACUACUAUGUCUUCCAAACUCAACUCCACCAAAUCAUCUUCCAACACCACCAAGGCCGGAUCAGACCUCAAGAAGCCCAAAUCCUCAAAUUCUACUUCUUCCACCAAGAAACCAGCAGAUCUGUCCAAAUCAAGCUCAUCAAAGAACAAAACCACCACAAAAACCCAAAGCUCCAAGCUCUCUCCUCCCCCACAGAAGAAGAAAACACCACCAUCCUCUUCAAAACCAGUGACCAAGCCCAAACAAGCAGAGAAAGCAAUCAAACCAUUCUGGCUAGACGACGAGGAAGACGAAGACUUCGUCAGCGAGUUCAGAGACCUCCCCACGAGAUUCCAAAGAUCACUGAUCCCAGACCUAGAGAGAAUCUCAACCACAUCCAAAAGCUACAUCAACAAAGCCAACAAAGAGAUCACCAAGAACUUCAAACCUUACUUCGGCAACAAAUACUCACCGACCAUCGCCUCAGUAGUCUCCUUCGUCUUCAUCCUCGUCCCUCUCCUCCUAGUCUCCCUCGUCUUCAACCGUUUCAAAGCCUACUUCUCCCUCCAGAAACUCCUCAUCUUCAUCCAAAUCUACCUCUCCAUCUACUUCUCUAUCCUCUGCCUCUCCUCGCUCGUCACCGGCAUCGAGCCUCUCAAGUUCCUCUACGCCACGUCGAGCUCGACCUACGUCUGCCUGCAGAUCAUGCAGACCUUGGGCUACGUCUUCUACCUCUUGCUUCUCCUCAUGUACCUUGUUCUCGUAUUCUCGACUGAUUGUAGUUUGGGCCUUAAGGUACUGGGCUUGGCUCAGACGUUCGUGGGUUUCGCGGUGGGUUUGCAUUAUUACGUGGCGGUGUUUCAUAGGGUGGUGCUGCGUCAGCCUCCGAAGACGAACUGGAAGGUGCACGGUGUUUACGCCACGUGUUUUCUUCUCAUCUGUCUGUUGUCUAGUGCGGAGAGGAGGAAGAAAGAGUACUUGGAAGAUGGCGGUGACGAAGGCAAGAAAAACUGAAAUUUUUGCUUUUUAUAUCACUCUUUUUUCCCUUUGUUUUUAUAUUUAAUUUCGAUAAAUUCGGCAAAAUUUGCUGAAAAUGCAAUAGAAGAACACAUUACUAGUGGAGGUUGGAGAUAUCUACUUCAAUUGUAUUUAUAAAUCAAUCUAUAAAUGUGGAAUAAAAUUUCAUAUAUUAAUACA